This is a messenger RNA of Macadamia integrifolia, 1884 nucleotides long. RefSeq lists its product as uncharacterized. The record is from RefSeq and is a predicted model, not a curated record. NCBI's taxonomy places the organism in Eukaryota, Viridiplantae, Streptophyta, Magnoliopsida, Proteales, Proteaceae. The transcript is spliced from 7 exons. Gene Ontology annotation, biological process: retrograde vesicle-mediated transport, Golgi to endoplasmic reticulum. Gene Ontology annotation, molecular function: SNAP receptor activity. The coding region runs from base 761 to 1636 and encodes 291 amino acids. Gene Ontology annotation, cellular component: SNARE complex; endoplasmic reticulum.
UUUCUCUUAGCCAAAAAUCCGGAUAAGAAAAUUGAGUAGAAGAGUUUUCUUGGGGGGUGUUGGCUGCCUGCUAGGCGGACCUAAUGCACUCGGGACUUCAACACUAGACCAGCCUAAGACCUUGCUGAGACAAGUAAGGGUACAAAGAACAAACCAUCAGAGGAGGAUCCUUGUGACGCGGAUCAUUGGCAGUUAAGUUGUUUAAUUUUAGAUUCUGAAAUUUUCCAUUUUCUCGAGUAAUUCAAUCGCUGUUUGAUUUUUAUGAACUUCUAAUUUAUUCUUAUGAUCUGAAUGGAAUGAUGCUCUUGUUGGGCGUCGUUGUUGCAUCUAUUCUCUGAGAGUGUGUGUUCAAUUUUUUUUUUUUUUCUCGUGUGAAUUUAAUGCCUAUUCAAUCGUAAAAUUCAUAGUGAAUGGCUUUGAUUAAUGCUCUGAAAAAUCUGGAGAAAGAGAAACCUAAUUGGGUUGUCUCUGGUUAGACAAGAAAUUGGGGUUGAGAUUAUUCUGUGUAAUUAUGAUUAGCUUACUUGUUUGAUUGUUUGGAAAUGAUCUACUUCUUCAAUUUAUUGGUAGUUCGCAUCAAGAGUUGUAUCGAAUUUCCAGUUUAUUUUAUAAUGAUUAUCUUGUAUUUUUAUUAGUUUCUAUCGAAUUUCCAGUUUCUUCCUUUAUUGAUUAAUAACUUUAUAAUUAUAUUUCUGGCAUUUUCAUCAGUUGCUACUGAAUCCCUCUUCCUUGAUUAUCAUUGAUAGAUAAUCUAGAUUUUAUGGACGAGGUUGCGGAGGCCGUUGAGAAGGUGAAGAAAGAAUGGGAUGAGACAAUUGCACAUGCCCACGAACAUGUAAAAGCAAUUGAGGAGUAUGGAAAACCAGGAAGAGGAACUGAUGAAGGGAAUUCUCUCCAGAGGUUGAAUGGUCUUGCACAGGAUGCAUUGGCCUUACUUCGUUCAAUGCAGUUUAGGCUUGAUCUUCUUGCUCAGCAACUUCCCACAGAAGAAGAAGCACAAUCUGCUCAAUCAAUGCUGAAAUCUUGGAAGGAUCAAUACCAAAGUCUGCAUUUAGGCCUUAGGAAUGCCAAUUUGCAAGCAAAGGCCAACAUUAGGAAAGCUGCUCAAGCCGAGAGGGAACUUCUUCUAGGUGGUGGAGAAGAGUCUACAAUUCGCAGACGCAAUUUACAGACAAAGACUGGGAUGACAUCUGCUGCAGAAAGCAUCACAGAGAGCCUUCGCCGCACUCGUCAACUGAUGGUUCAGGAGGUGGAAAGAAGUGCAAGUACAGUGAUGACAUUUGAUGAAUCAACAGGAGUACUAAAGAAGGCAGAAAGUGAAUACAAGGGACAUCGCUCCCUGCUUAUGCGAACCAGAAACCUACUCUCCACGAUGAAGCGCCAGGAUGUCAUUGACAGGGUGAUAGUUGUUGUUGGGUUUCUCCUCUUCUCUUGUGCUGUCCUAUAUGUUGUCUCAAAACGUAUUGGAAUACUCAAGUUGCAGAGAAAGGUUACUGCUGCAAUCAAGGCAGGGAUGGCUGGACAAAGAGGGAUGAAACCUCAACCUCCAGAAGAUGCCUUUAAUUCCAUGCAUCUUCAUGAAAAUGUAGUUCCUGAUGUGGAGGUUCCAUUACAAAAUAUUCGUGAUGAACUCUAAUUACCACCCCCCCCCCCCCCCGGUUGAAGAAAAUGGAAGGAACUUGUACUGUAUUCAUCUAAUCUGCAAUGCCAUGGCUGGAUCUCCAUUUUUUUGUAGUUUUUAUGUUCCAUGUAAAAAAUUUGGCUACCAGCCAUGUCAAUGGGGGAUUAAUCUCUUUAUUUCUUCUAAGUCAGCUGUAAAAUGUCUGUUUUUUUUUUUUAAGGCUGUGUUUUCUUCCAGGCCUUGCAAUAAAAUUCUUUCUAAUA